Molecule: messenger RNA, 3436 nt
Organism: Pangasianodon hypophthalmus (striped catfish)
Lineage: Eukaryota; Metazoa; Chordata; Actinopteri; Siluriformes; Pangasiidae
Gene: sardh
Product: sarcosine dehydrogenase
Exons: 21
Coding region: 288-3044 (918 amino acids)
Cellular component (GO): mitochondrion
Molecular function (GO): protein binding; oxidoreductase activity
Source: RefSeq, a predicted model, not a curated record
CCAUGCCUCGUUGUCUGUGUAGUUCACUGCGUGAGCAAACACUGCAACUCGCUGCAAGUGUGUGUGAGUGAGUGGGAGUGUGUGUUCCUGCAUGAACAUUGCUUACCCUGCAUUCCCACACACACACACACACACACACACACUCACUGUAUGCACGCUAUGUCUUGACGCUGUAUGGUUGCACACCCUCAGCUGUUUGAAAUCUGAACACAGGCGACAUUUUGGGACAGUGAGGAGAAUCUGGAGGAUUGAAGUCCUGCAGCACGGUCCGUGUUGUUACAGGGGUCAUGGCCUUCUUGGGGAGCGCAGUGCGGAGGGCGGUGGCGUAUCGCCGACCGUUAGGGUCGCUUUACCGUCCUGCGUCUCGCUGCUACAGCGUCCAGAGUGAACACACCACAGAGAAAAGCGUCCCCUACGCCAAGACCCUCAAGCAGGAGGAAGGAAUAAGAGGACCCACCAAACCUCUGCCCCGAUCCGCAGACGCCGUGGUGAUCGGAGGCGGCAGUCUGGGGUGUCAGACGCUCUAUCACCUGUGUAAGAUGGGCAUGACCAAUGUGGUGCUGCUGGAGAGGGACAGACUGACAGCGGGGACGACCUGGCACACUGCAGGUUUAUUGUGGCAGUUGAGGCCGAGUGAUACGGAGGUGGAACUUCUGGCCCACACGAGGAACGUGAUCAGCUCGGAGCUGGAGGAGGAGACGGGCCUGGAGACGGGCUGGAUCCAGAACGGAGGCCUGUUUAUCGCCUCCAACAAGCAGAGACUGGACGAGUACAAGCGCCUCAUGUCGUUGGGGAAGGUGUACGGGAUCGAGUCGUAUGUGCUCUCACCUGCAGAAACCAAAGAGCUUUACCCCCUGAUGAACGUGAAGGAUCUGUACGGGACUCUGUACGUCCCCAAAGACGGCACUAUGGACCCUGCUGGUACCUGUACCACCCUGUCCAGAGCAGCCACGGCCCGCGGAGCCACGGUGAUAGAGAACUGUCCCGUGACGGGCAUCCAGGUGAAGACGGACCACAUGGGUGUGAGGAGAGUGAAGGCAGUGGAAACAGAUUUUGGGACCGUUGAGACCCCCUGUGUAGUGAACUGCGCAGGUGUGUGGGCCACUAAACUGGGGAAGAUGGCUGGAGUGAAUGUUCCUCUCAUUGCUAUGCAUCAUGCCUAUGUGGUGACGGAGAGGAUCGAGGGGAUUCAGAACAUGCCCAACGUGCGGGACCACGACGCCUCGGUCUACCUUCGUCUGCAGGGCGACGCUCUCUCUGUGGGAGGCUACGAGCAGAACCCCAUCUUCUGGGACGAGGUGUCAGAUAAAUUUGCCUUCAGCCUGUUUGACCUGGACUGGGACGUCUUCAUGCAGCACAUCGAGGGAGCAGUUAACCGAGUGCCUGCUCUGGAGCGAACUGGGAUCAAAUCCACCGUCUGUGGACCAGAAUCAUUCACUGCAGAUCACAAGCCGCUGAUGGGCGAGGCUCCUGAGGUCAGAGGAUUCUUCCUGGGAUGUGGCUUCAACAGUGCAGGUAUGAUGCUGGGAGGAGGCUGUGGGAAGGAGCUGGCUCACUGGAUCAUUCACGGGCGGCCUGAGAAGGACAUGUACGGUUACGACAUCAGGAGGUUCCACCAUUCUCUAACCAACAACAACCGCUGGAUCCGAGAGCGCAGUCAUGAGUCCUACGCUAAGAACUACUCGGUGGUGUUUCUGUUUGAUGAGCCUCUGGCCAGUCGCAACAUGAGGAAGGACCCAUUUCACCAGGUGCUGUUGGAACAGGGCUGUGUGUUCCAGGAGAGACACGGCUGGGAGAGACCGGGGUGGUUCAAUAAAGACGGACCUGCACCGGUUCUGGAUUAUGAUUAUUACGGUGCUUAUGACAUUCCGAACCAUAGUGACUACAAAUACAACGAGCUUCUGGGCAAAGAGUACACCUUCGACUUUCCUCCACAUCACGACACGAUCAGAGAUGAGUGUUUAGCCUGUAGAAACGCCGUAGCCGUGUUUAACAUGUCCUACUUCGGGAAGUUUUACCUCACCGGCCCCGACGCCAAGAAAGCAGCUGAUUGGCUGUUCACUGCUGAUGUCAACAAAGCGCCAGGCUCCACUGUGUACACCUGCAUGCUGAAUAAGAAGGGUGGGACUGAGGCGGAUCUCACUGUCAGUCGCCUGGAGCCUGGCCCCGCCCACCUCCCACUGGCUCCUGAAUUUAAUUAUGAUGCAUAUUACUUGGCUGUUGGAGGUGGUGUAGCUCAGCAUAACUGGAGUCACAUCAUGACAGUUCUGCAGGAUCGCGGCUUUAACUGCACACUGAUCGAUCACUCUGAGGACAUGGGCAUGCUCAGUAUCCAGGGACCCAAGAGUCGGGAUUUGCUGCAGGAGGUUGUAGAUGCGGAUCUGAGUAACGAAGCCUUUCCUUUCUCCACACACAAAAUAGUGACAGCUGCUGGACACAAGGUACGAGCCAUGCGUCUGUCCUUCGUCGGAGAGCUCGGCUGGGAGCUGCACAUCCCUAAAGACUCCUGCCUGCCAGUUUAUCAGGCCGUCAUGGCCGCCGGCGCCAAAUACGGCGUCAAAAACGCAGCUUACAGAGCCAUCGACUCGCUCAGCAUCGAGAAAGGUUACAGACAUUGGCACGCUGACCUGCGCCCUGAUGACACGCCUCUGGAGGCGGGGCUUGCGUUCACCUGUAAGAUGAAGUCGUCCAUUCCCUUCCUGGGACGUCAAGCUCUGGAGACGCAGAAGGCUGAAGGCCUGCGCAGGAGAAUCGUCUGCUUCACCAUUGACGAGAAAGUGCCCAUGUUUGGAUUGGAGGCCAUUUUCCGUAACGGCGUUCCGGUUGGACACUUGCGGCGUGCUGAGUUCGGCUACGCCAUCAACAAAACCAUCGGCUACGGAUACGUCCGCAAUCCAGAUGGAGGGGUGGUGAGCCCAGAUUUCAUCCGCAGUGGUGAGUUCACUCUAGAGAGAAUGGGCGUGGUCUAUAAGGCUAAAGCUCAUCUGAAGUCGCCGUUUGACCCGGAAAACAAGAGAGUGAAGGGAAUCUACAGCUCAGAGUGAACAUCUGAAAACUGUCCUGCUCUCGUCCUCGCUGCAGCGCUGAAGGUAAACCGGAGGUCCAGGGACGACGAUGAAGCUGCUGCUGCUGUUACACACACACACACACACACACACACACACACACUCUCAAGACUUUUCCAGCAGAACUAAACACUCUCUCGGUUCUGCGUUCAUGUGUAGUGCGAGUUGGACACGUCUGAUACAGAAGCCGUUUUUUUGUGUGUGUGUUUUUAUUGUUUGUAUCAUUUAUUGUGACAGUUUAAAUUUUGUGUACUUACAAUUUAAUCACAUUUGACAUCUUCAGCACUAAAGUCAUCUUAUAAAUUGUUCUAAUCUGACAAAUAAAAUGUAUUUGCAAGGAGUUUGAGCAAUAAAAUGAAAAUGUACUGAAA